Messenger RNA from Dicentrarchus labrax (European seabass), 1598 nucleotides. RefSeq names its product olfactory receptor 6N2-like. Gene Ontology annotation, cellular component: membrane. Bases 162 to 1109 code for a protein of 315 amino acids. Gene Ontology annotation, biological process: G protein-coupled receptor signaling pathway. Gene Ontology annotation, molecular function: olfactory receptor activity; G protein-coupled receptor activity. The record is from RefSeq and is a predicted model, not a curated record. The transcript has a single exon. Lineage: Eukaryota; Metazoa; Chordata; Actinopteri; Moronidae.
ACAUAAAUACAUGCACAACAUAGACUCACUGGCCAACCUACAGUGGCUGACAUAUGGGUGUGAAAAUUUUCAUCUUUUCAGAACAAUGCUGUAUGUACAAUAAUGUCUUCUGAAUACUGUUUAUAUGUUUGACAGGUUUGGUUUUUAAAGCUUACUGCAAAAUGAGUAAUAUAUCUAGUAUACUUGUAUUUUCACUGUCUGGCUUCAGUGCAACAGUCAACUACAGAGUCACUCUUUUCUCUCUCACUUUACUAUGUUAUUGUUUAAUUGUGGUGGUAAAUGUGUCUCUUAUUUUAACCAUAAUACUGGAUCAAAACUUACAUGAACCCAUGUACAUUUUCUUGUGUAAUCUGUGCAUCAAUGGACUUUAUGGGACUGCAGCAUUUUAUCCUAAAUUUGCAUUUGAUCUCCUGUCUGAUAUUUAUGUCAUAUCAUAUGUGGGAUGCCUUCUGCAAGUCUAUGUUAUAUACUCAUAUGCAACAAUUGAUUUCUCUAUUCUAGCUCUGAUGGCAUAUGACAGAUAUGUGGCUAUAUGUCGACCCCUGGAGUAUCACUCUGUGAUGUCUGUGCAAAGGAUUGCUGUGUUAAUUAGUUUGGCUUGGCUCGUUCCUUUGUGGUGUGAGGUUUUAGUUAUAUCUUUGACAUCUAAAUUGAAAUUAUGUGGCUCCCACAUACAGAAACUGUAUUGUGAGAACUGGUCAAUUGUUAAACUUGCUUGUAGUUCGACAAAAGCAAACGAUAUUGUCGGACUGAUUGUUAUUUCCUUCUAUUGUGCUCAUGUUGUCUUCAUUGUGUAUUCUUAUGUGCGGCUUAUAAAGUCAGCUUUAAAGUCAAAAGAAGGUAGGAAAAAGUUUACACAGACAUGUGUGCCACAUUUAUUAUGUCUGCUUAAUGUCACAGCUGCUUUGCUUUUUGACACCAUGUACUCAAGGUAUGGAUCAGCAUCUGUGCCACAGAGUGUAAAGAACUUCAUGGCCGUUCAGUUUCUCAUGAUGCCCCCGGUUCUAAACCCUAUUAUUUAUGGAUUGAUCCUGACUAAAAUUCGAUACAGAGUGGCCACUUUAUGUUUGAUGGUAGGUCAGAGGUUUAAGUUGAGACUGAAGGUUUGAUUAAAGUAAUAUAUUGUCCUAUCAAACACACCAUAAUGGUCAGUAUAGAGAGUAAAUAAACAAUUUCUAUCAUCAGUCCUGUACAUUUAUUAUUAAACGAGCAGGUUUCAGACAUCAAAUGCAUGAAACAAUACAUGAAGCUUGAAGCAUAAUAGUACAGUAGAAGUAUGAUACUCACACAUUUUCUGUCUGAACUGACAUUUCUUCUGGCUCAGCUGGUGUCAUAUUGUUCUCUAACUAGAAUGAAGACUUUCUCUAGAGCUGAAAGCUUACCAUUCAUAAGACACACAUCAGACUGUGCAGCUAUGAUUAGUCUAUACAAUGUGUGAAUACUCAGUUGUUACCACGAUAGAAUUUUCUACUCACGUGGAGCUCAGGUGAGUAUAAAUCCAAACCCUUUAUGUACAGAACUUGAGUCAAUCUGUAUAAAAUGUUUAUUGACCUACUUAUGAAAAGUAAUGAUAAUAAAAGGUAUAAUAUGGGAAUCAA